This is a messenger RNA of Penicillium cataractarum, 945 nucleotides long. RefSeq lists its product as uncharacterized. The transcript has 2 exons. Lineage: Eukaryota; Fungi; Ascomycota; Eurotiomycetes; Eurotiales; Aspergillaceae. The coding region runs from base 1 to 945 and encodes 314 amino acids. The record is from RefSeq and is a predicted model, not a curated record. Gene Ontology annotation, molecular function: protein binding.
AUGCUCAUGAUUGUGGGUUGGUUCAAGCGACAAUCUGAGCGGAAAAAACCUAUACUUGCAACAUACCAGCAGCCGACUAUUGACCCGACCGUCCAGAAGGAACGCUUUGCGGCAGUCCUCUUUCAAUCUAAAGGCCUCGUGACGAGUUUCCUAGCAAUGAGAGGUAAAGCGAUUAGUUCAAUCGUAAAUUCUCUUUUCUCGUCGAAAUCAACAGCGGAAAUAGGUCUUAAAGACGGUGCUACAACGUUACCGACAAGGCGCUCAUUGAUAGAGAGGACUGUUGAACAAAAGACUCGAAUCAUUAUGCAUACGGUCGUGAAAAUCUCUAAUUUUCGACGCUGGAUUUCUAAUCCACUGGGGCGAGAGAGGGCUGAUAAAAAAGCCUUCGUUGAGAAGGACGAGGAUAUACUAGCAAGGUCAUCCCUCGAUGAGGGUUCCGAGGGCUCGCUACAUGAUGUCGCCGUCGAACAGACUCAUCAGGAUACAAGCUACAGAGUGGUGAGCAAAAUUCGACCUCCACCGCCAGUAAUAAUAGUCGAGCGAACUCGCCGCAGAAGCGAGAGUGGAUUGAAAGUGGCACCUCACGGGCCAGUCUCACCAGAUACAGUCUGCUUAGAGGAUGUCUGUGCAGCAAACGAGAGUUCCGAUACGUUGAGAGGAUCAGAGACCAAAUCCCUGCAAACGAUCGACGAGUGUCAUGGGCUCGGCCAGUCGCCGAGUGUGGGACUACUCAGAUUGAAUGUAUACCGGGUCGAGAUGGAGUUCGUCCCCCGCCGAGACACCCAGCUAGGGGUGAGCCAGGGGGAUGAGGUUGUCAUGACUCGUGUUUUUGACGACGGUUGGCCACAUAAAUUCGCGACCUACUACACCUGUGUCGCCUAUCUCACCAAUUUCACCAAGUUCUCCGGUGUUCCCUCGAUUUUACAGCUCUGGCUCCUCGACUGA